ACAGUUGUGUUCUAACACUUGGCGGCACCAGACCGAGACGGUUCAAGCGGAAGGGGCUCAGGAUCCUGUUAGAAGGACGAAACUAUCGAUGCUAGCCGAAGCAUUGGGCUAUGGCUACCUGCUGGCCUACGUGAUCUGCCUGCUCUGCUGGCCAGGAGAGGCGUAUCCCGCCAGCAGUAGCUACCGGGAUCUGGAUAUAUGCAAUCAUUGGGACGGAAGACGUCACUUCCUGGAACUGGGAAGUCCAGCUGGAGAGGUGCACGCCAGGAAUGUGACUACUACUGCCUAUAGAAGCUCGCCGCUGGUUUUUAAGAACGAUGCAGUGGCCGGGGAUGUGUGGUACCAGUGCAGCCUGGAGCUGGUCACCUGUGCCGAGUGCGUCAUCCGAGUGGCCUUCACCUAUGCCAACUUCUCCAAAAGUUGCGGCAAUACGGGUGGCAAGUCCAGCAUGUGUCCCUGCGAGCAUAUCCAGUUCUCGGAGCCGCCCUAUGAUUCCACCAUUUCCGGCCAAGAGUUCUGUGGAGAUGGCAAGGUGUUUCGGAGCAAAACCAGGACACUGCAGUUGAAAUUCUUCUACAGAGCCAGCAAUGCGCACGUGUUCUCCCUUCAAUACUUCUCGGAACGUAAGAUUUAGAAUCAGUUGGUAGGUUUUUAAGAAUGCUCUAUCCGGAUUUCCCUCGGAAUAGGCAACGUGCGGAUAGUCAGUGGCUCCCCCAAGCAGUCUAUUGUGGGCAAUGGGAGUACAAAGUCCCAGCCACAAGUGAUCUCCACGCCGUAUUUCCCGAUGGCAUAUCCACGCGACUAUGGUAUCGAACACAUCCUCACCUGCGAGGCGGACAACUGCCAGGUGCGUUUGGAUUUUACCGACUUCCAGCUGGGCCUCACCUCCACCCUAGAGAUCUUCGACUCCAAUGGCCAGAUGCUGGACUCCUAUACGGGUGAGCACUUCCGUCCGCCGAUCACGGUGAGCAGCGGCAAGUCUCUGCUCCUGCAGUUUCGAGGAAAUUCCGCCACCGGAGUGGGUUUUCGCGCGGAGGUUAGCUUCGUAUCCUCCAAGCAGCUCAAGGACGAGCGACUGGUGCCCUACACAGAUUGCGGGGGAAUGGUUACCGGACCUGGUGGCGCCAUCACCAUGAUGAACAUGAUCGAAAAUGCCACGGACGUGCGGCUGUUUGACUGCAUCUGGAUUAUAAAGCCCGGCAACAACUACAUGAUGAUGAAAACCCACAUCUCGUUGAGAGUGGAUGACUUCUACGGCAUGGCCGCCAGAUCUGAGCUCACAAUACGGCAGGGCACCACCUCGGAUGCCGUGGAGAUCGAGAAUGUGAUGUGGCCGAACAAUGGGCUGAGCAAGGAGAGUCAUGUGGCGCCCAUCCUCAAUGGCUACUACAUUCGACUGCGUGGGGUAUUCGGGAUGUCCUCCAAGCUGGCCAUCGUCUACAGCGUGUUCAACUACUUGAAUUGCUAUAUUGGCUCGGAGUUUCUGUGCGGGAACAAUCACUGCAUAUCCAUUCGCCUCCACUGCGAUGGCUUCGACCAUUGUGGGGAUGGCAGCGAUGAGCCGGAUUCCUGCGAGGAGGACUGGGCACACCUGCAUCACGAUCGUCGCUGGUACUCUCACAAGCCCAACUAUUAUUUCCCCAAGAUAGACCAGUAUCCAGAUCUUAAGACGGCCACGGGAAUCUUUAUCAUCAGCACACUUGGCAUAUUUGGUGUGCUGUCCGGCUGGAUGGUGAUCCUGUACAGGAUGGGGGUUAGAGCACGACACCAACGUGAGCUUCAAAGCCACCUGCAGACGAUCAGUGAGCUGUUGGAUCGCCAGGACGAGGAUCGCACGCCCGAUGAGCCACCCAGCUACGAGGCACCACCCGAUUACGAGGAGGUCAUCAAGGUAGGAAUGCAACAGGAGCUACGGGAGCCACGUCGCCAGAGACGGGCCCGUCGAGCUCCGCCUAGAGAUCGGAGCUGCAGUCGCGCCGCAAGCAAUUGCACCGUGCAAUCGGUACUCCCACUGCAUCGCAGCUGCACCCUGGAAAGGGAUCAAGAACAGCCCAGUACCUCGGCGGCGGCAAUGACCCAUGCGGUGGCUGCCACGGAUACAACGGAGGAUGCCGAACACGUCCAGACGAUGGCCCAGCGAAUGCUCCUCGCCACGGCUAUUUGUGGCACUGCAGGCACGUCUCUCCCGGCAGCAAAGGAGUCAGGGCAGCGGGUCCAAUCCGUGGGGAUUUCAACGAGCCCGUCAUCGUUAUCCGCUGGGGGUGAACUACCCACAGCAGGUGGGUCAGCCACAACGCCCGGCAGCACGGCAGAUGAGUGCACCCAGGGAGGCGACUCACUUAGCAUUUCACUCACUCUAGGCUUGCCCUCCACCACGGCAGAGAGUCCUGUGACAACCGACCAGAACCAAUUGCAGAAACAAAGUCCGGAGCAGACAAUCAGCAAUUGCACGGAGCACACCUUCCUAAAGAGAUCGUGGUUGGUGGUGCAACAGGUUCCACCUGGCAGGGGUUACCGUGUCCGGAGGCUGCGACAUACCUUCUCCUCUCCUGAAGCAUUCACUAGCGAUGAGCUGCAUCUGCCGUACCCGGAUUUCCUGAGCUACGGCACUAAUCUUCCACAUGAACGGAGCAGUAGUAAUUUCGGAUCCGAGUUGUCGAGGGACCCAUCGAGUUAUAGUGUGGGCAAACGAGCUCGCUUGACGCCCGAGGACACAAGUGGAUCGGAGACCAUUACCCAGGAGAUGGAGCAAUCCAACCAGACACUCCAGUCCCAUGUGAUAGUGGAAAGUCACCCGAAUCACAGCGAAAGUGAGAGCGAAGCGGAGCAGCAGGUGUCCUGCUUUGGAGCCGUAGCCCAGCGGCCCAAGAGGCGUCAUCGGGGUCAUGUGAGGAGCCGAUCCUUUAGCAAUGCCAGAGGUGGCAGUGCCGGAAGGAGGCGUCUCAUGCAGCGCAGCUCGUCGGCCGAUCUUUUGAUGAACUACGCGACAAUGGCGGUAUCGACGCCACAAAAAACGAGCGAGGCAAUGCAGCGAUUGUUCUUCAUCUGAGCGGGAGAUUCAAAAUGGAAGAGUGGACAAGUGGAACGAUAGUAUUAAAGCCUGGUGUGAUUCUGGUCGGAUUCUAGUCACAUAUAAAUAAAUAAGCCUGUUUCUUACUCGAAUGUUAUUAGCUUAUUGAAAUUCUUAAUAAAUAAUUAACUUCAACUUCAUCAAGACUUAUCC
Drosophila melanogaster (fruit fly) is the source of this 3223-nucleotide messenger RNA. It is a transcript of the gene Culd, whose product is annotated as CUB and LDLa domain. Bases 89 to 634 code for a protein of 181 amino acids. NCBI's taxonomy places the organism in Eukaryota, Metazoa, Arthropoda, Insecta, Diptera, Drosophilidae. The transcript has 5 exons. The record is from RefSeq and is marked reviewed.